This is a messenger RNA of Symbiodinium necroappetens, 2541 nucleotides long. The record is from the annotation of a GenBank genome assembly. Lineage: Eukaryota; Dinophyceae; Suessiales; Symbiodiniaceae.
AUGCCAAAGGCACCCAAAAAGAGGCCUGCUGCAGCUGUGCCGGACAAGGCUGAUGAGAAAAUGAAGAAGCCGCGGCAGCUUGAGUCGCUUGCAACGCAAACCGGAAUGGUCAGCCCAGAGAAAACCGUGGAGCUGUUGUGUCAGGCAGCAGGCCUUGUCAGAACGGAGAAGCAGGAGCAGCUGAAAUGGGCUAGCGCCUUCGACGGCAGCAACAUGCCUGGCUACACGUUCGGGUUGCUUCGGGUUCCUGCAAAACACACCUUCGGUUCCGAGAAGGCUGCUGCCCCAGCAUAUUUCACCUUGGCGAAUUUUAGCAUGCUCGACGCUGACGGCCAUUUGUAUGAGGACCGUUGCUGGAAAUGGGACGUGCAGUCCUGCAUCAAUGGCAAAGGCUUCUGCAUUGCACACGGCAAGGCCUGCGGUAUGCCAAGCAGCCACCCUGACUUGGUGGUUUGUGGCUUCCCUUGCAAAUCGAACAGCAUUAUGCACAAGGAGCGAUUUCAGGAGGAUGCAUUGGCAGAACACAAGCAGUCCCAGAUGUCAUUCAAUUCGGCACUUCAGCUGCUGGCUAAGACAACUCCCAAAUACUUCCUCCUCGAAAACGUCUUAGGCGCUGCGAAGUCGUCUGCCAAAGCGUCGGCUGGCUCUGCUGAGAUCAAAGAGACCCCGAAGGACCAUGGCGAGUAUGAUUUACCAGAGCACUACGAGAGGCGGAUGGGCGAGGUACUGAGGCAGUACAGCAUUGCUUGCGUAGAGCUGACCUCUGCACCAAUGGCAGAGAACAGGCCUCGGCUGUGGUGGCUGGGGAGCCGUGACGAAGGCUUCAGGGCAAGCGAUUGGAAGAAAGCAGUGGAGGACCUCCACGCGCAAGCAUGCGGACUGCAGCGGCAGAGCAUGCACCCGUAUUUCCAUGCGAGCCAGGGGGGCCGAGGCAAAGACGUGGAAGGACCGCCCCUUCACGAAACAGAGGCUUUGUACAGCAAGUACUUUUCCGAGCAGGUGAACAAAGCCAUACAGGCAAACCGACUUCCGAAGGAUGCCAAGGCAAUGGACCGGCGAGAAAGGCCAUCUGCUCGUCAUUCCCACCUGGCUGCGCAGAAUCCCUACACACAGGCAGUUGCAGACUGCUUGCACAUGGCUUUGCCCUACAUGUACCACGAGCAGGACGUGAACCUGGAUGAGAAUGAACGCAACUGCCGCCCUGUGGUUGCGGACUUAAGCCAGAACUCCGCACGGGCUCGAACCUCGGCGAGUGGCUGGUGGGGUACAUUGACAACGUCCUCCCGCCUCUACGACUUCGUUUCAGGCAAGGUCCUCGACGCUGCGCAACACCUUGCUUUGCUCGGUUUUGACAUCUCAAAGCUGAAUCUGGGGACUUUGACGGACAAAGAUUCUCGGCAAUUUAGUUUUACUGUGAUGUUGACAACGAGAGGGCAUGCAAAAAGUACUUGCGAAGCUACAAGCAAAGUCCAGGAGAUAUGCGAUUUGGCCGGCAAUGGAAUGAGCCUGGGGCAAACCACCAAAGUCUUCAUACCCCUCCUAAAGCACAUGGGCUACUUCAAGACUGCCCCCUCCAAAAGUCCCGUCUUCAACGGUUCGGCAGGGUUUGGUGCCCUCAGCGGUCCCAUCCGAAUCUUGUUUGCAGUCCUUGAUGACAAAAGUGGCGCUUCCUUCGACAAGAGAUGCACGGUCAUCUGGCUUACCGGUGGAGGCAUCUUGUCGCCCGCAUGUUUGAAAGGGUGGGAGCUGCGGCCAAGUGCAGACAUCUGGGCAAUGGAGUUUGAAGCCGAGGAGUGUGAUGCGCAGGCACGGACACUCUACAAGAAGAACUUCCCGAAGGUGAUGCUUGCACGGGAUUUUGGCAGUAAUGAUUUCGGCUCCAAGGAGAUUCUGAUCUCUGGGAAAUGUCCGGAGAAAAAGGAGAACCUGGAGUGGCUGCUGGAGGCAUGCGACAAGUACAUGGCCAAAUGCAGUGCAAAGAUCGUCCUUGUCUUGGCGAGUCCCCGUCCUCCGAAGGAGUUAGAGGGCUCGCGCUGGACAAGUGGGAGCCACGAGGUGAGCUGGUCCGCCUUCUCCAGCUUCGAGGCAUCGACUUUCGUGACGUUGUAUUGCAAGGGCAAUGGCCGCGAUGCAGCGACCGGCGACAAGCUGGCAAAGGCGCUGGCUGCAGAGAUGGAAAGCUGCCUUAGGUCCGGAUCGGAGAAAUGCCGGGACAAGCAGCUGCAGGAACCCAUGCUGGACUUGCCUACGCCAGCAGCCGAUGCAGAGCGAACCCCAGCAAUCACACGGCAGCUGCAAAUCCAAGCCGCGGCUGCCAAGUUGAAGGAUUCCAUGGCGAAUGACAACAGCAAGUUUCGUUACAUAGAUGCAUCGCGAAAGGCACUCAAAGUCUGCCUUGCCAUUCCGCUGCCUACGAAGAGAUCGAUCCUGCUGUCAGCCUCACCAGGCAUGGAUGCCAAGGUGGGCCGCGUGUCCUUGCUCGAUGCAAUGGGCUACGGUUCCACCUGUGUCAACUUGGCCUUGCAACCAAACAGCAGAAAG